GUGGCCUUGGCUGCCGGGGCGCUGGGUGCCGUGCCCGGCGCGGCCUGGAGCCAGACCACAACUCGCUGGCCAGGUCGCGGUGGGCUCCACUUUGACGACGGCGAGGCGGAGGUGGGGACAGAGGCGCUGCGCAGGUACCUGGAAACGUACUUCGGCGCCUCUUACAUGUACUACGACGACGGGUACGUGCGGGUCGCGGAGCCGGUCAACGUGGAUGUCAGCGGUAAGGCCUUUCGCCCGAAGGGCCCAGGCGAGGCUCCGCCAGGUGCGCACAGGAUGCCGCCGGCAGAGCCUCUGGCCAGGGGCGGAGGAGAGGCGGACGCCCAGAGGGCCCCGCAGGAGCCAGAUAUCUCCUGGAUUGAGGGCUGGGGAGCAGCUAGGUUGGCGCUGAGCUUCGUGGAGCCCGGCGCGGUCUGCAGCUUGCCCUACGUGGUGCUGCUGGUGGCGGGGUUGGCGCUGAGCAUCGAGGAGCCCGGCGCGGCCCGCAGCUGGCCCUUGUACUACGUGCCCUGCAUGUACUGCGACGUGGUCGACGUGCAGGCGGAGGAGAGCGAGGUCGAGGGCAUCGACGAGGACCAGAUUCCGGCCCCUAGCCCGCCUGGCAUGCGCAAGGCAUUGCUGGCGGAGCCGCCGGGCAGAAGCCCACCGGGCGUGCGCGAUGUGCCCCUGGUGGGGCCGCCAGGCCAGGGUCCUUCAAGCGUCGCACGGCCGGCGAGUCGUUCAGGCCAGAAGGCAGCCGGCCGCUGGCUGGAAGUGGCCGUGCGGGAGAGCGGGGAGGACGCGACCGUGGACAUCCACGUGCCGCACCACCUCGCGCUGGAGGCCUCCGACGGCUACCCCGACGGCCACGACGACGGCAAAGUUGUCAAGGUCGUCGAACGCUUCACCGACGGCCGCGCCGGCAUCGGCCUCAACCAGAGGCCCGACGGCUCCAGCAUCGGAGCCGAUGAGAGGUCCGACGACCGCGCCGCCGCCAGCAGUGUCGACAAGGUGUCCAGCUGCUGCGUCGACAGCCGCGCCGAUGUUGUCACCUUCGAGAUCUUCGAUGGUUCCGCCGACAGUAGCGGCGGCGAGGCCUCCGUACGCCGUGCAGGCGGCCGCGUCGACAGCAGCGUCGCCGAGGUCUCCGGCGUCUGCCCAGACGGCCGCGCCGACAGAAGCGUCGACACGGUCCCCACUUGCCGCGCCAGCGGUCGCGCCGACAGCGGCAUCGCUAGGGUCUCCGACUUAUGCGAGACGGCGGACAACCGUGAGGCGGGCACGCUGGGUGCUGCCGCCGCCUCCGAAGAGGCAGGCGAGCAGCAAUGCCGCGCCUUCAGGGGGAUACAGGCCAGGGCGAAACCCGCGACGGAACUCGCGUACGCCACGCUGGCAGCAGCAGCUUCGGCGGCCGACUUAUGGCCACCGCCCCCGAGCGCAGGCCUCGCCUCGGAGGAGUUCGAGGAGUACGAAAGGGACCGCGACGAGGACGGUGAGGCGGGCGACGAGGACGGUGAAGAGGCGUCUGCCGCGGGGGCCGUCCGGCUGAGCGCAGAGGCGUCCGCGGUGGCGCAGCCAGCUGGCGACGCAGGUGCACCGCUGUCAGCAUCGGCGCUCGCCGCCGAGCCGCCCGCCAUGCAGAAGCAUAUUGUCGGCCAGAAGCUUCGCCCCAUGAUCGCCAAGUAUUCCGAUGCAGAGUACCAGCCCGGGUUAGCGGGGAAGGUCGCCAACGUGCUGAUCGAGCUUGGCUGGGACAUCCAGGACCUCCUCACCCUCUUGGAGCCCAAGUCCGAGCAGCUGUUGAAGAUCGUGGUCGACAUUGUCAUGGUGGCGGCCCCCUACGGCUACGACCGAGGCCACGGCGGCAGCGACGUCGACAAGGGGCAGGCCUACGACGCGGGCCUCUACGGCAGCAGCAUCGCCGAGGCCCCUGGCGGCCGAGAUGACUGCGGCCACGGCGGCAGCGACAUCGACAAGGUCAGGCCCGCCAUGGCCUCGGGGAGUGCCGCCGGCGCUGGGGCAGGCGUGCAACAGCGCCGCCGCCCCCGCCAGGAUAGGCACCCGGUGAGCGGAGGAGGUCGGGUGGGCGAAGUCCCGACCCUGGGAUCGUCGACAUCGGCGGUAAAGCAGGCGUGCGGUGACGCCGCCGCCGCCGGUAAGGCGGAUCCGGGGCAGGCCUACGACGCGGGCCUCUACGGCAGCAGCGUCGCCGAGGCCCCUGGCGGCCGAGAUGACCGCGGCCACGGCGGCAGCGACAUCGACAAGGUCAGGCCCGCCAUGGCCUCGGGGAGUGCCGCCGGCGCUGGGGCAGGCGUUCAACAGCGCCGCCGCCCCCGCCAGGAUAGGCACCCGGUGAGCGGAGGAGGUCGGGUGGGCGAAGUCCCGACCCUGGGAUCGUCGACGUCGUCGGUAUGGCAGGCGUGCGGUCACGCCGCCGCCGCCGGUAGGGCGUAUCUGGGACAGGCCUACGACGCGGGCCGCUACGACAGCAGCAUCGCCGAGGCCCCUGGCGGCCGAGAUGACCGCGGCCACAGCGGCAGCGACGUCUACAAGGUCUUCGAAGGCUCCCCCGACGGCCAUGCAGACAACAGCCUUGACGGGAGACUCGUCGUCGGCACCGACGGCUGCAGCCGCAGCAGCAUCGAGAAGGUGCCCGACUGCUGCGCCUACGGCUGCUCUGGCAUCCGCAGCGACGAGGUCGCCGACAGCUCCGCCGACUGCGCUGACAUCAGCGCCGACAAGGUCUCCACCUGCCGCGCCGACGGCCGCUCCGGCAGCGCCGUUACCGAGGUCACCGACGGCUGCGCCUACGGUUACACCGAAGGCCGUGGCGACAGGGUCUCCACCCACCGGGUCGACCGUCGUGCCGACGACGGCAUCGUCAGGGUCUUCGACGGCCAGGCCUCCGUGCGCCGCGCGGGCAGCCGCGACGACAGCGGCCUCGCUGAGGCCCCCGGCGGCUACGACGACGGCCACGUGGGCAGCAAUGUCGGCGGGGUCUCCCAAUGCUGUGCCGACAGCCGCGGCGACGUCAGCAUCGAUAGGUGGCCCGACGGCUACGUCCGUGGCCGCGCGGACGGCAUCGCCGACAAGGUAUCAGGCCGCUGUGCCGACGGCAGCCCCGACACCCUCCCCGACGAGGCCUGUAGCGGCCCUAGCAGCGGCCUUGCCAGCAAUAGCACCGAUGGGGUCUACACCCGCGACGCCGGCGGCCGCGCCGACAGCAGCGUCACCGAGGGCACCGACGAUUGCGCCGGCAGCGAUCCUGACAGCCGCGGCGACAAGGUCUCGGCCUGCUGGGUCGACGGCCGCGCCGAUCGCGGCGUCGUCAAGGUCUGCAACGACCCUGCCGUUGGCCAUGCCGACCGCAACGUCGGCCAGGCCUCCAAGCGCCGCGCGGGCGGUCGCGACGACAAUGUCCUUGUCGAGGCCUCCGACGGCCACGGCGACAGCCGCGCCGGCGGCAGCAUCGGCGGAACCCCCGAUAGCUGCGCCGACAGCCGCGCCGACGUCGGCAUCGAUGAGGGUUUUGACGGCUACGGCGAUGGCCAUGCCGAUUGCGUCGCCGACGGGGUGCCCGCCUGCUGCGCCGACGGCGGCUCCGACGUCAGCCCCCGUCCGGCGACGCGGCACUGCGGCAGCCAGCAGCAUCGGCCUCGCGGCGGCGACGACAUCUACGGCGGCGCGGAGGGCGCCGGCCACGAAGACCCCGACGAGCACAAGUACCACGACGGCGACGUGUGCGACGGCGAGCUCCACGACGACGAGUGUGACGGCCUGGAGGGCGCCGACCACGGGGACCACAGCAAACGCGAGUACAGGCACUACGGCGAGUGCGACAGCGAGCAGAGGCCCCCGCUGCGCGGCAUGACGCCGAGCCGGGCAGGGGCGAGGUUGGCGCCCAGCCUGUGGUUCCGCAAGGCGGAGCCCGCUGCAGGCCAGGACACUGCCCUGGAGCAAGACCCCCUUCCAAAUUUCGGGGGGACCGAGCCCGCGCAGAGGCAGCAGGAUCGGGAGCGGUACCAAGAGGGCGAGAAGCUGCGGCAUCAGUCGGGGCCCGAGCGGAGCUGGUGGCAGGAGGCGCUCGUGCUGGACGGGGCGCUGGGCGGGCCGCGCGAGGCGCUGGUAGAAGCUGCCAGAGCCCCCAGCGCGAGCCUCCUGGACGGCGUCCACGACGGGCUAGAGGCGCCCGCGGAGGCCACGAAAGCCUUCGCAGACGACGGCCCGCACA
Molecule: messenger RNA, 4210 nt
Organism: Prorocentrum cordatum
Lineage: Eukaryota; Dinophyceae; Prorocentrales; Prorocentraceae
Source: the annotation of a GenBank genome assembly